GGCGUGACCGCGGCGGCGGGAUCCCGUCGUCGCGUUGCACUUCGGGAAGUCUCUCCGAAGCGAGCCUGCACUACGUUUCCCAGCGUGCCUUGCGAGCAGAGAGCGGCCGGGGGGAAGCGAGCGGAAUCUCGCAGCGCACUCUGGGAAGCGUAGGACGCUCGUGCCGAGGGCGACGGUUCAACCGCCGCCGCCUCGUCGGUUGUGCUCUGCGCGAGGCCGUGCCCAGUAUCGAGGUGGGCGGCGUUGCGGCACCCGGAGGAAGAUCGCCGCCGCCGCCCUGAAUGCUCUGCCCGCUGGGGAGGCGCUGAGCUCCGCCCCCCACCCGGUGUCGGCCGCCAUUUUAUGCUGGCGAGAGUCCAGCUAGAAAAGGAGAAGGAAGGACGGGCGGUGCUGUGGGUGGGUCCGGCCCGGCGGGAAAGCUCCCCCCGCUUCUCUCCGCAUCCGGGGAUCUCAGCCUCAGGCGCCCCACGGAAGCGGUGUCGAAGCUCCCGUCUUUCUCUUCGACCUGCCUCCCUCCUUCCCUGCCCCGCAGCACCUGGCGUCGCCUCCGCCCACCGUUUGAGCGGCUUGCACCUGCUUCCCUUCCCCGGGGUCUGCCUCUCAGUCAGGGCGUGGAGCCCGCCCCGCAGCUCAAGCCGAAGUGCCUGUCCGUCGGGAGUGCAGCUCCGGAGACAUGAAGAUCAAAGAUGCCAAGAAGCCAUCUUUUCCAUGGUUUGGUAUGGACAUUGGGGGAACCCUGGUGAAGCUUGCUUAUUUUGAACCUAUUGAUAUCACUGCAGAAGAAGAGCAGGAAGAAGUUGAGAGCUUGAAGAGCAUUCGUAAAUACUUGAUGUCAAAUGUAGCGUAUGGGUCCACUGGCAUCCGUGAUGUCCACCUUGAACUCAAGGACUUGAUACUCUUUGGGAGGAAGGGAAAUUUGCACUUUAUCAGAUUUCCAACCCAUGAUUUGCCUACGUUUAUUCAAAUGGGAAGAAAUAAAAAUUUUUCGACGUUGCAUACAGUGCUAUGUGCCACUGGUGGGGGUGCCUAUAAAUUUGAAGAAGAUUUUCGCACAAUUGGAAAUCUCCAGCUACACAAACUAGAUGAACUUGACUGUCUUGUUAAAGGCUUGCUGUAUAUAGAUUCUGUCAGUUUUAAUGGGCAGGCAGAGUGCUACUACUUUGAAAAUGCGUCAGAACCUGAACGGUGCCAAAAGAUGCCUUUUAAUCUGGAUGAUCCAUACCCUUUGCUGGUUGUAAACAUUGGUUCAGGAGUCAGUAUUUUAGCUGUCCAUUCCAAAGACAACUAUAAGAGAGUAACUGGAACAAGUCUAGGUGGAGGGACCUUUCUUGGUUUGUGCAGCUUACUGACUGGAUGUGAAAGUUUUGAAGAGGCUCUGGAAAUGGCAUCCAAGGGAGACAGCACACAUGCGGAUAAACUAGUCCGUGAUAUUUAUGGGGGAGAUUAUGAACGAUUUGGGUUGCCCGGGUGGGCUGUGGCCUCUAGCUUUGGGAAUAUGAUCUACAAGGAAAAGCGGGAAUCUGUUCGUAAAGAGGAUCUGGCUCGAGCGACGUUGGUCACUAUCACCAAUAAUAUCGGCUCUAUAGCGCGAAUGUGUGCUGUAAAUGAGAAAAUAAACCGUGUUGUCUUUGUUGGAAACUUUUUGCGUGUAAAUACCUUAUCUAUGAAGCUUUUGGCAUAUGCACUGGAUUAUUGGUCCAAAGGCCAGUUGAAGGCUUUGUUCCUCGAGCAUGAGGGAUACUUUGGAGCAGUUGGUGCCCUCCUCGGAUUACCAAAUUUCAGCUGAAGAGCAAAGCACCGCAGUACUGAGUUAUCUCCUACCUUGAUGUCACUAUUGCAUUAUUUUUGUAUCGACUGGAACCAAAGGGGGAAAAGGGCCACAGUCCUGCUAUACAUGUCUUUAAUGGUGAUGCUGUGUUGAUGAGGCAGUCCACAAAAUUCUGUAAGAAAUACAUAAAGGUGGUGGUGUAUCGAGUCCUGAUUAAACAUUCAGUAUGCAGUAUGGCCUCUGAAAAACGAGCCAGAAUUGAAAGAUUAGCUGUCCGUAUCCUCUAUCCUGCAACACUAAUCAAGUCUUUUGGGGGAAACGUCCCUUAAGGCUGUUUGCAUCUAGUUGUAAGUCUCAUUAUGUUGUUGUGUUGAAUGUUCAUUUAAGUGUGUUUUUCCAUCUAUUCCAAAAAAAAUGGUUCAUAACCAUAUCUGGGUGCCAUCUACUGCAAAUAAAAGUUUUCAGUGCGGAAGACUUUCUUUCAGUGCAAGAACGCAAAAGUUGAAGUUCUUAAUUCCAGCUAUGAGUAUUAACAUUUUCAGAGAAUAAAAGUACCAACAAGUGAAGACUUUGUAUAGUUGAAGAUGUGCAUUCAGUAACAAAUAUAUAUUUUAACUACUAGACUGUGUAGUCGGGUUUUGUAAAACUCAACAAUUUCCUUGUUUCUAUAAUGGUUAGGUUAUAUUGCCUGUGUUGGGGGUUCUUCUGCAUAGGUUUUCCAGAGAAGCCUUCAAGGGUAUUACAUGGUUUUGGCAAGAGAAAAUUCAUAAGUUACCUAUCUCCAUAAGUGGGCCAGUAGAAGUGGUUGGGAGUCGCUCAGUGUUACAGUUGCUGGAUAAAGAGAUUUGCCAGGGUACUUGUGGUAUAAUGUCUCAAUCUUAUUUACUCGAGUUAAUCAUCUAGAACCUGUGUCUACCCAAAAUGUGAAAUCGGUGCACACUUAUGGCCUAAGCACUAUGUUACCUCCAGGGAUUGUGCUGCAAAUUCAAGAUGACCAGCGUUCAGUGUAUGUUGAUACUGCAACAGUGGCCUUGGUGUAACCUCCAUGUAAUGGGGCUACUCCUGUAUUUUGACAGUCUGUUUCAGACUUGAUUGUAAAAGUUUACAGUAGUGGUAUUAUAGUAGAUUGCUGCAUCCAACUUUACCAUAAGACCUCAGAGAAGAUCGUCUCAGAAAUCAAACUUCCUAUGCACAGGGAUGUAUGUAUAAUUGUAUCCUGAAGUAAUAUGCAGUUAUUCAAUCCAUGAAUAGAGUUUUUUUAACGGGGGAGUCUACCACUCGAAUCGGAGCUCAAGCUGGCGCUUGACUUGCUUAAUUGAAUUGAUACAAUUUUGGCACACUGAUAUUUUGUACAACAAUAUAUAGAUGUCGCAGGUAUCUCCAGAUUAUCUGGUGUGCUUGUUUCUCAAUCAGUUCCAUGCUGCUACUUUCCAGCAAUGCUUAGUAGUAUUUAGCUCUGAGUAGUACUGAUGUUGCUUUCAGUGGGCUCCCAAAAGCUGUUUUCUACCUGUAGGGAUUGAGAAUGAUCUUUGUAGCGCAGUGCAAUGUCCAAAAGCUUUAUGUUUUAUCAGUCCACACUGAGAAGACAGAGUGUGCCCGGGGCAGCGUUUCUGGUGUUAACAGCACUUGAGGAUUUUGAUCCCAUCUGUUGGGGGGUUUUUUUCCCCAAAAAGUGUAAUGAUUUCCUUCAUAUAUUGUUAUAAAUGUAACCUUGUUUGCCUUUAAAAUGUGUCUUAGCAUCAUGUCUUAAAAUACAGCAAGCAGACUUUCACUAUCCAUUGCAAGUAACAACAUUUGCUACAUACCCUAGGCAGUAGAAGAGUCUAAAAGUAGCUGUGUUCUGUGUUGGUUGUCAUUAGGAACAGAAAGUGGCUAUCGGUGUGAUCCUGUGCAGUUAUUAUAGUUUUACUUCAUUGAUUUUAGUGGAUUUACAGUGGGGUAACUCUGCGUCAGAUUGCAUUAUAAAUGUACAACUGCACAAGUUAGCUGCUUCUAUCCCUAGGCUUAUUGGAAUUACUGUUAUUUUUAAAAAGAGAACUCUGCUAUGGUAUUGAGAUUUAAUUUGCAAUGAAAUCUACUGCAAUCGGUUUAAGUACCAACAGAGCUUUUUUUUGUAGCAGUAACUCCUUUGCGUAUUAGGUCACACACCUCUGAUGUAGCCAGUCCUCCUGGAGCUUACGGUAGGCCAUGUGCUAAGAGCCCUGUAAGCUCUUAGAGGAUUGGCUACAUCAGGGAUGUGUGGCCUAAUAUGCAAAGGAGUUUCUGCUGCAAAAAAAGCCCUGAGUACUAAAAUUACAACUUGGAAUAAGCUCCAUAAAUAAAUAGGCAUCUUUCAUGCUGCACUGAUCUUUAUAAGAAUAUCUUGUACUGUAGACCUUGAUUUGAAGUGAUAGGAGUUUCCAUAAUUAGACUUUGUGCUGUAGAAACCUUCUACGUGAACUUUUUUGUAGUAUGGAAGUUGGUGCUGAGCAGUUCUUCCUUCUACAAAUCCGUGUGUAUUGAAGACUGCUGGCAUGGGGCAUAACUGGCAAGAAUUGGGAUAUUUCUUCUGACUUUUAGGAAAGAAAUUCCUAAUGUGGUGGCCCUUGAAUCCAGCACUCCUGAGUGCCACUCCUAUUUCAAAUAAUUAUUGUUUUAUUGAUGAGAAUCUUUUUUACUUCAAUAGUCUUGAAUAUUAUCAGAAGCCCUCUGAUUCCUUAAUUGGCAUACCUAGAUUACCUAAAUAGUGACAUCACUAGACCAUCAGGUAGUAAGUGACCCUUUUCCUCAUUGUUCUCAUACCAGGCAGUUUCUUCUCUGAAAUAUCAGUUCAUUUUCAUAGUUCAUUUUUGGGCAUUACAAAUGUUUUCAGUAUCCAUUCCACCAAGGUAUGUUGGAGCAAGUACUUCCUCUCCUAACGUUUAUUGGAUUCCUGUUCAUUGAAUGAAGGGAUUAAUGGACUGUGCUUUGACUUUCCUUGAGCAGCUUUUGCCCACAUCUCAUAAUGUAUUGCCACGUGCAUAAUUUUAAAGAACCAUUCCAUAAAUGUGAGUAGUGCAGUGAUCAGGCUACCUUUCUCAUCGUUUGCCAUGGCCCUGUUAACAUGCUACACUGUUGUUAGUGCCAUUGAGGCUUCUAGCAUUACAUAACCCCGCUGAGUCAUGUUUUUAUGUCACAGUUCAUGUGCCGUAAUAUUUCUGUACAUCGCUGCUUAAAUAUUUAGUAGCAGGAGUAAACCUUUAUUCUCUUCAUCUCCCUAGUUACACAUUCUGUAUGCACAUGUAUCUUUCCCUGUAUGGGAAAUUCAGGCAGUGUUACACUGCCAACAUAAAUAUCCAGUGAAGUUAUAGACUAUCAAGUGUCUUUAUUAAAUGCAUCUGUAAACUCAGCCUACAGCAAUCACUUUGUUGCUGAAAUCUUUGGCUAUUCCUCAGGACUGCAUCACAACAGUACGGUUAAUAACCUACAUUAUGGAAGGAAGUGCAGGUCAUUUGCAACUCUUUGCAGUGUGUUUCCAUGGGGAAGGAAGAGUAUUUUCCAUUCCCCAGUACAUGCAGUCAUGUGCUAAGUUUUUGAUUAUUUGUUUAAAGCAGUCCUUGAAAUCAUGCUUUAAAUACUUCCAGGUACUAUACAAAGAGUACAUUUUUGUUGCUUCAAGACUUAAAUGCCUUGUUGCUUUGUAAAUACUGCAGUGAUCAAUAAACCCUGACUGACUUGUCAGACAACUUAUGAGGCAGUGGUUUUGUGCAGGUGAAAUCAGAGGAUGUUCUAAGAGUGGGUAGGAUAAUCCCUGAACCACCAUUUUUUUAGUGUUUAACCAAAUGCAUUGUGUGUGUAUGUGUUUUUUAAGCAGCCAUCUUGCUACUAUUCUGAUACAUUACAGAAGCCCUGUUAUCUUACAGGGGCUUAACUGUAGCACUAGAAAAAUAUUGAGGACCAGGUUUCUGUUGACCAAAACAUCUGUUUUGGAGCAAGGUUCAAAUGUUCCAUCUCAACUUCUGUAUGGUUUUGUAGUGCUAUGUUAAAUGUCAAAGAAUGCCGCACUUACGUCUGUGGCUGGGGCACACACACAAAAAAAAUGCCUUAAUUUACAGGUGAUCUCCGCUAAAAUUUUCUCAAAUGGAGUAAUAUUCCAGAACAUGUUGUAAUACAAUGGAGGUUCCCUAUUCCAAAGACUGUUACAAUAUUAACCUCCAGCCACGCUAGAAAGAAACAUAACUUGGCUGGCAAGUUUUCUCUUAGGUUCACUUCUCCAUACAUUAAAAACAUGUUCAUAUGAUCCGUGUGGGCGAGCAGUCGGAAGGAAUGUGUCUGUGAUUUGUAAGCAGUCACAUCAAUCUGACAUGCAUUCACCUGAUGACAUUUCUAAGGAUUUGCCAAAUCUGUGUCUAGCACUACUGCUGUAACAGUAUAGCACUCAGAGGUGCAUCUCUUUCAUCGUUGUCACUAUAUCUUUUGUACGUUAGAAAUGAUAACCCGAAAAUAAGCUUCUAAAUGAGGCACUCUGAUUAAUUUGUGGAAAACUGUAUGCUGAGAACAGUGGCUUUUAUUGAUUUGUGUCAAAAGGAGGUUACAUUCGUUUAGUGCAGUAAUUCAUUAUCCUUCUCCCUGCAAUGGUUAAAGUAGGCUGACAAGGCAGAACCGCUUGCUCUUUGAACUGUGACUGCUUUGGGUUAGAUAAGAAAACAACAGGCCUACUCAGCAUGUUGGCGCUGUCGCUUCGUGGCAGCCUGGACUGAGAACAGUUUCCUUUACAAUCAUAGUUUAAAGUCUGAUUGUUCUUACCAGAGAAACACGUUAUCAGAUUGUAACUACGUCUCACGGGCUUAAACCGUUCUACUUGAAACAGUUUGUCUUGAAACUGGCUUUCCAUAAAAGACUGGCAAAUGCAUGCUGUGAGGUGGAUUCUUUUGUUCAGAACUUUAGAAAGAACUGUUCUUGGGUUGUGUUGAUCAUUGUGUCUGUGUUUUUUUUUUUUUUUUUAAAAAUUCAGAUAACUUGGUCAACAUAAAUAAUCCUGUGUAGACUGCAACCAUCCCUGUACGUUCUGUAUACACAUUUACAAAUUCCUAAGGUAUUGUCAGUAAGCCUUUCCAGUAGGCUUGUUGCGUGGGUGAGAGUUCUUCUGGAAUGGGAACAAAUAUGUUUUAUUUCAGCAUUAAGUUAAUGCAGCUUUCUACAGCUUAUUAGCUUUGAAGUUCAACCAUUGCAAAGGGAUUUUUUUUAAAAAAAAAUAGGGUUUUGUAGAUGAGACGCUUCAAUUUAGUGUAUUUGAUAAUUACAUGUCAAUAGAAAACAGGAGAAAUAUCAUUCACUUUCCCCCUCCUGUUGACAUUUUAAUUGCAUGCAUUUUUAAAAUUUAUAAAAGACCCAAUUUUUACUUUAUGGUAAGUUCAAAUUCUGCAGAUUUGGUAUAUGUAAAACAUCAUAACAGACAUUUCAGAUAUAAGUUGCCUUAUGCUGCCUCAGUUCAUAUGGUCUCUGUUCUGUAUUCUGACAAUGAACUUUGUGUAAAAAUGUAUAAUGUGUUGCAGAUUUAAUUCCUCGUUGUUAAAUUAUUUAACACACUUUGUAAAUGGUUUAAUUUAUUUUCAUCAUCGAUGCUUUCCUGUCACUUCCAUGCAGCCAAAUGAUGGGAUCCUAUUCUGUAAACAUAACCAUCAGAACUGUAUAAAAAUGUUCUUGACUGCUUGCAUGAGUAAAUGUGAACUUUAAUUCCCUGUUUGAUGAAUCUGCUUUUUUGUUACUUUCUAGUUUACUGUUCUGUAUGAACAAACAGAACUUUGGCUUUUCUAAAUAAUUACCAAUGGCUCCCAUACUUAUAUGUUCCAUGUACCAUCACAAGCUGUCUUAAUAAAGGGGUAAGAAACA
Molecule: messenger RNA, 7618 nt
Organism: Heteronotia binoei (common prickly gecko)
Lineage: Eukaryota; Metazoa; Chordata; Lepidosauria; Squamata; Gekkonidae
Gene: PANK3
Product: pantothenate kinase 3
Exons: 7
Coding region: 674-1786 (370 amino acids)
Biological process (GO): coenzyme A biosynthetic process
Cellular component (GO): cytosol; nucleus
Molecular function (GO): pantothenate kinase activity; ATP binding
Source: RefSeq, a predicted model, not a curated record